CAUUGCGGCCCAAUUCGACAAUCGCUCACCUCUGUCAAUUCCUCGCUGAUAUAGGCAAAGCCGGUUAUUAGUCAGCUGGAUGCCUUUCUCCACGGACUGAAUUCUCGCGUCUCCGCCCUCGCCGGCACGCCCACAAUGCCGCCCCAUCUACACCCGCGCUCGCGGAUGACCUCCUCAAUAUUCGUUACGACCCUCUUCGCCAGCUUUGCCGUCGUUACAUUACCACAUAUCCUGCCGUGUCCCGCGCCCCGGGUGGCAUACACAGAGGGGGAAAUAUGUCCGGAUGGGAAGAGGAGGCGGAGGAAGAGGUGCGCUCCUGAGGUUGCUACGGACGGCUUAGUCAAGGAGGGGCAGCCAUGUUUGACAACUGUAGCUGUUGGAGGAGGCGAAGACCUCGAGGAGAUUGUGGGGACAAGGGAGAAGAGGGAAUGCCCGAUACCGAAACCAGGGGGGACUAUGGGGAAAAUACUUGCAUUUACCGGGAUAGGAAGCAAUACAGAUGGAUCUGGAGGGACACGACCAUCGUCAUAACGAAUAUAUGGAAGGAUAGAGUGUAUAUAAGAUGUUGGAUAUUAGAAGGCCGACAUACGAGGCUUGGGGGCAGAACUGGGGCGCAGAAUUGGCAGAAGACCAAGAUGUACGGACGGGUUACGGAACAACUGUAUACCAACAAAUACCUGUGUUAUAACACAAGAAGAGCAUCAACUUAGUCAUAUGUUGAAAUUAUCAAACAGCA
Molecule: messenger RNA, 736 nt
Organism: Pseudogymnoascus verrucosus
Lineage: Eukaryota; Fungi; Ascomycota; Leotiomycetes; Thelebolales; Thelebolaceae
Exons: 2
Coding region: 136-531 (131 amino acids)
Biological process (GO): mitochondrial respiratory chain complex IV assembly
Cellular component (GO): mitochondrial matrix
Source: RefSeq, a predicted model, not a curated record